This is a messenger RNA of Colletotrichum aenigma, 108 nucleotides long. RefSeq lists its product as uncharacterized. The record is from RefSeq and is a predicted model, not a curated record. NCBI's taxonomy places the organism in Eukaryota, Fungi, Ascomycota, Sordariomycetes, Glomerellales, Glomerellaceae. The transcript is spliced from 3 exons. Bases 1 to 108 code for a protein of 35 amino acids.
AUGCACCGCCACUCGACGGCCACCCUCUCCAAGAGCAUUCCUUCCACCGCUACGUUCAGAAAUCAGAUUCUCGCGAGACUUAUCAUACUCAGAUUCAGCGCAACUUGA